AUGGAGUCCAACAUUACCAACAAGGGUGGCCCGCCUCCCACACCAGCCCAGACCUUCUACGCCAACACUACCGCCCCACUGCCCCAGUAUUCUUGCCCACUCCGCGCCUGGGCCGCCACCAACAAUACAGCUACCAUCACACCGCUCGAAACCCCCGAGACCCUCUCAUGGACCUUCUUCAUCCCCGCCUCCCGCCGCUUAGACGGAGGCUCCGGCCAAUUGGCCAGGGAAAUGCUACUCCUAGUCUACUUCGUCGACGGCCGCGACGGCAGCGAGCCCUUCGGCGUCACGCGGAACCAAUAUAUCGUCAGUGCCACCUCCAGCUCCGGCCUAGUCUCAACCCUCCUCCGCGAAUGCGGCACCUGGGCCACCUCCCUACACGAUGAGAUCUGGGUGUUCAACCAGGGCUACUGGGACAAAGAUUCCGACCUGUACGCCUCGAUCAUGAAAGCCAGCUGGGAUAACGUCAUCUUGCACCGCGAGCUGAAGGAGGAUCUCGUGCAGACGAUCACGCGCUUCUAUGAUUCGCGGGACACGUACCACCGCUUGGGCGUGCCGUGGAAACGCGGCAUUAUCUUCUACGGUCCCCCCGGGAACGGCAAGACAAUCAGCAUUAAGGCGACUAUGCACACACUCUACACCCGCAAGCACGACCCCAUUCCGACGCUGUACGUCAAGAGUCUGCAGAGUUUCGGCGGGCCGGAAUAUAGUAUCAAUCAAAUCUUCAACAAGGCAAGGAAGGAAGCGCCGUGUUAUCUCGUGUUUGAGGAUUUGGAUAGUAUGGUUACGGACAACGUGCGGAGUUACUUUCUGAAUGCUGUUGAUGGAUUGAGUGAGAACGAGGGGAUAUUAAUGGUAGGCUCGACGAAUCACCUUGAUCGUCUCGAUCCUGGCAUUGCGAAGCGGCCGAGCAGAUUUGAUAGGAAGUACUUGUUUGAUGAUCCGGAUGAGUCCUUGCGGGUGAGGUAUGCGGAGUUUUGGAGGAGGAAGGUUUUGGAGCGUGGUAAGGAGGACAAGGAGGCAGGCAUCAUGAAGGAGAGUUUGGAAUUCCCAGAAGUGCUGUGCAAAGAGAUUGCAAAGAUCACAGACGGUUUCAGCUUCGCGUAUAUGCAGGAGGCGUUUGUGAGUACGUUGUUGAAGAUUGCGAAUGAUCAGGAGAAGAAGCGUGGUCUGGAUAGCGGAGCAGAGAACGCAACGAGGAGGGCGAUGAAGAGGAUGAGCGAGCAGUGGGAGUUGCUCGAUUUGAGCGACGCCGACGAUGUGGACGGAACGAGGAAGGAGAAGGACGGCAAUGAUGAUGGUGAAAGCAAAGAUCUCGACAAGUACGUGCUCUGGCGCGAAAUCAAGGCACAGGUCGAAAUGCUGAGGAAGGAGAUGUCCAAGGAACGGGACGAGUGA
Messenger RNA from Cyphellophora attinorum, 1398 nucleotides. RefSeq names its product putative ATPase YjoB. Gene Ontology annotation, biological process: protein import into peroxisome matrix. The transcript is spliced from 3 exons. Lineage: Eukaryota; Fungi; Ascomycota; Eurotiomycetes; Chaetothyriales; Cyphellophoraceae. Gene Ontology annotation, cellular component: peroxisomal membrane; cytosol. The record is from RefSeq and is a predicted model, not a curated record. Bases 1 to 1398 code for a protein of 465 amino acids. Gene Ontology annotation, molecular function: ATP hydrolysis activity; ATP binding.